AUGAAGCCUUGUAGCACCACUGAAAUUAACCCUCUCCCUUUCACUCAUAAUCAGAAUAUUGCCUGGGAUUAUGCAAACCCUAGUUCAAUGGGAGAAGAUCAGGACUCGUAUCUACAAUAUUGCUUCUUCCCAGAUCCUUUUCUGGACGACGAUCAUGACCUAUUCUUGAGCCACUUUUUCCAGCAACAGCAACAACACCACCUCUUGAUCCCCGCUGGCAAUGCCAAUUGGGACCAACAAGAGCGAGAGCGAGAGCAGGAGAAGCUGACACCCGAUGAUAAUUGGAAGAAGCAAAACUCGGGGAAGACGAAGAAAUUAUGUAGUAGAAAAAUUGGGAAGAAGGACAGACACAGUAAGAUCUGCACAGCACAGGGCCCUAGAGACCGGAGAAUGAGGCUGUCCCUUCAGAUUGCUAGGAAGUUCUUCGACCUCCAAGACAUGCUAGGUUUUGACAAAGCCAGCAACACCAUAGACUGGCUUCUUUCCCACUCCAAUUCCGCCAUUAAAAAGCUCAAAGAUAGCUUAAACCUAAACAACAACAACCACAGCGCCUAUAGCUAUGGGAGCCAGGUCUCUUGUGGCUCCAGCGAGGCUGUGUCAGAGCUCACAACAAGGGACAAUAAUGUUGCUUCUGGUAAAGAAAGUGCUUUUAUGGCCACUCCCACUCCCAGCUCCAAACUCAAAAAGGGCAGGCAAUUACGUACUGUUGCCAGAGAGUCAAGGGAUAGGGCAAGAGCUAGGGCAAGGGAAAGAACAAAGGAGAAAUUGAUUCUCAAAAGUGCUUCCACUUCCACCAUUUCUGAUCAUCCCCAACAUUUUCCAUCCAUACUCCAAACCCUUUGCUCAGGUAAUUCUGAUCAUCAUCAUCAUCCAACUCCUAAUUUCUUGCCCUAA
Messenger RNA from Momordica charantia (bitter melon), 894 nucleotides. RefSeq lists its product as uncharacterized. Gene Ontology annotation, cellular component: nucleus. The record is from RefSeq and is a predicted model, not a curated record. Gene Ontology annotation, biological process: regulation of secondary shoot formation. Gene Ontology annotation, molecular function: sequence-specific DNA binding; DNA-binding transcription factor activity. NCBI's taxonomy places the organism in Eukaryota, Viridiplantae, Streptophyta, Magnoliopsida, Cucurbitales, Cucurbitaceae.